Messenger RNA from Exaiptasia diaphana, 1308 nucleotides. RefSeq lists its product as uncharacterized. The annotation marks the transcript as partial. The record is from RefSeq and is a predicted model, not a curated record. The transcript has a single exon. Lineage: Eukaryota; Metazoa; Cnidaria; Anthozoa; Actiniaria; Aiptasiidae.
AUGGCAUUUCCAACAUUAUUUCCUGAUGGGAAAGGUGAUCCUACCAAUCCAGCAAUAAAAAGAGACGUCCCAYUAAGUGGCAAAAUACAACAUCUCAUUAAGUUUGCUGAAUAUUUUGAUGAUAAGUGGGUCUACAGGUUUGCUAAUCAUCCUCGUUUUUCAUAUUGGGCUCUCAAYAUGAUACAGAGAUCUAGAACAUUGCAACAAAGUAAUAUCUUUCUAAAACAAAAUCCUGGUGAAUCACAUCUAACAAUCGAUGAAUUAAAUGAAAUGGCUAAAUCAAAUAGUUCUUCGGUGUUCAUGUCUAAAAUUUCAAGGUAUUUGGCUAAUAUCACAGGAAGCUCUGCAUAUUGGUACAAAGUCAKAGAAGAUUUAAAAGCUAUCAUUUCUUACAAAGAGGCACCCACAAUUUUUUUUACGUUUUCAUCAGCAGAUAUGCAUUGGCCAGAUCUACAUUCACUUUUUCAUGAUGAUCCUUCAUCUCUUAGUAGUGAAGAUAGGAGGCAAAAUGUGAUAAACAAUCCUCAUUUAGUAGACUGGUAUUUUACCAAGYGUUUUGAAUCAUUUUUAAAACAUUGGCUUUAUGACACGUUAGGAGCAGAGUGGCAUUGGUAUAGAUMUGAAUUUCAAGCUAGAGGUAGUAUACACUGUCAUGGCACAGCAAAAUUAAAAACUGACCCAGRUCUUUGUGACUUAACUGAUGUAGCUUUAAAAGGUUUUUUASCUGAACAAAUUGUUUCUUCUGAUGAAGAAGAUAGGCAACUUAUUAUUCAAAAUGGUAAAAAAGCAGCUCAAAAAAUUUGCKCAUAUGUAGAUUUKCUACUUUCUACAUCCAACCCUUCUCCACCAGACACAAAUUGGAUAAAACCAAAUGUUCAUCCUUGUAAAAGAAAACAUGAUGACAUACCUAUUGAUGAACGUGCAAGUGAUUAUGCAAAUUUGCUGAAUACUGUUCAAAGACAUACCAAUUGUAGUCCGAACUACUGUUUAAAAAGGAGYGAUAUGCAAGAUGAAGCUAGUUGCAGAUUUCAUUUUCCUUUCAAAUGUUGUGAUGAAACUAAACUUGAAUUUGAAAAGAUUAAUACUAAAGACAAAACUCUUCAGUUUAAAGCAAAAAUAGUAACAAAAAGGAAUGAUCCGAGAUUAAAUAACCAUAAUCCGACACAACUCAUGGGUUGRAGAGCAAAUUGUGAUUUACAAAUUAUUAUUGAUCAUCAUGCAUGUAUUGAAUAUCUUUCAAAGUAUGCUGCUAAGGGGGAACCAAGAUCUCCAGUGCUGAGAGAUACUUUUAAUGCAGUUAUGAAAAAU